This is a messenger RNA of Arachis stenosperma, 5148 nucleotides long. RefSeq lists its product as uncharacterized. Gene Ontology annotation, biological process: DNA integration. The record is from RefSeq and is a predicted model, not a curated record. Gene Ontology annotation, molecular function: nucleic acid binding; RNA-DNA hybrid ribonuclease activity. The transcript has a single exon. Bases 1 to 5148 code for a protein of 1715 amino acids. Lineage: Eukaryota; Viridiplantae; Streptophyta; Magnoliopsida; Fabales; Fabaceae.
AUGGCUGACGCACCUCCUCCCACCCCAUCGGAGCUCCUUCGUAUGGUAACCGAACUUCAACAGGCGAAUCAGCGCAUGGUCGAGGCUAAUGAGCAUAUGAGAAAUGAGAAUCAACGGAUGCAACAACAAAUCGAGCAAUUAAUCAACGCCCGCAUUGAGCAUGGUAACAAUCAUGAUGAGCGAAAUAACGACGAGGAACAUCGUACACACGUGUCGGAGACACCUCAGGAUGAGGAAGGCGGCGGUCCACACGACAGCGAAAAAAGAGCCGAAACCGAUAAGGACGAGCUUGACAAUUCUACAGGACCGUUCACGGCGGACAUUAUGAAUUUCCAGCUACCUAGGCAGUUUACUCUACCAACAACAUUGACUCCUUAUGAUGGAUUGGGAGACCCAAAGCAACACAUCAAGAAGUUCCGAUCAAUUAUGAUUGUUAACGGUGCAUCUGAUCAUAUUCUCUGCCGUUGUUUUCCUUCUUUCUUAGAUGGUCCUGCACUUGACUGGUUUUGCUCUUUGCCUGCAGAUUCUAUUUCCCGAUUUCAGGAACUGGCGAAGCAGUUUGAGGACCAUUUUGCAGCGUCCGCUAUUUACCUACAUGACUCGGACUAUUUAACAACUGUUAAACAAGGCCCUCAAGAAAGCCUAAAGGAUUACAUCACCCGUUUCACGAAAAUAGCGAUGAGGAUCCCUGACCUCCACCCUGAAGUCCACCUACAUGCUAUCAAAAGUGGCCUCCGCCCAGGGAAAUUCCAGGAAGCUAUCGCGGUAGCUAAACCAAAAACCCUGGCCGAGUUCCGCGAGAAGGCUAAAGGACAAAUAGACAUCGAAGAACUCCGUCAAGCUCGGAAAACAGAAAAGUCGGCAAUCAUCAAAGACGACGAGAAGCCCCGCGAAACUAGAAAAAGCUUCAAACCAGUACCCCGAUACGAGUCAUAUACACAGUUCAACACCAAACGAGACGACAUUAUCAAGGAGAUAUUAAAUUCUAAGCUGAUCAAACCUCCACGGAAAGCCGGGAAUUACCCAGAACCAAAAAAUGUUGAUAAAUCCAAGUAUUGUACAUUCCAUCAGAAGUUCGGUCAUACAACCGAUGAAUGUGUGAUUGCUAAAGAUCUCCUUGAACGUUUGGCGAGACAGGGGCACCUUGACAAAUUCAUUGCAGGUCACAUGCAAAAGAGACCCACUUCUGCUGCGGAUCCAUCCUCGGUAGCAACUCCAUCAAAGGACAAAGAGAAAGUUCCUGCCCAACCCAGGGGUAUAAUCAAUUGCAUUUCUGGAGGCUAUGCUGGGGGAGGAUGUACAAGCUCUGCACGCAAACGCACAUACAGAGCAAUGCUCGCCCUGACGGACACGACCAACAAUACUCAGCCGACACAAAAAGCACCUGAGAUAACCUUCUCCCAGACCGAUUAUCAUACUCAAGACACGAAUCUCGAUGACCCUGUUGUAAUCUCUAUUCAGCUGGGCGAUUUAAUAGUUUGGAAAGUACUGCUGGAUCCAGGCAGCAGUGCCGACGUUUUAUUCUUCACUACAUUUGAAAAAAUGAAAUUAAGUGCUAACAUUUUGCAACCAUCUGUAGGGGACUUGGUCGGUUUCUCAGGAGAGCGAGUCCCGGUCAUGGGUUCAGUCUGGUUACAAACCACAUUGGGAGAACAACCUGCAUCUAGAACACAAGACAUUCAAUAUUUAGUGGUUGACAGUUUCAGCCCUUACAACCUUAUUUUAGGGCGACCCUUUUUAAACAGGUUUGCCGCAAUUGUAUCUACUGUUCAUCUUUGUAUCAAGUUCCCUUUGCAGGAUAAUACUGUGGCCAUAGUCCAUGGCGACCUACAAGAUGCUCGGCACUGUUACAACACUAGCCUAAAGCCCAUCAAAAGAAAUAAUGACAGACGUGUAAACUCCAUCGGCGCAGAGCAACCGAUGCUUACCGAACUAGAUCUCCGAGCCGACCUUCAAGAUCGCCCUCUACCAAAUGAAGAACUGAUCAAGCUCACCCUGACAGAUGAUCCAACCAAAUUUACCUUUAUUGGCGCAUCCAUAAAAGGCGAAGCGAAAGACAAGUUCAUCAACUUCCUACGACAGAACGCCGACCUAUUUGCCUGGACGUCAGGGGACAUGCCAGGAAUUAGCCCUUCAGUCAUUACGCAUAAGCUCGCCAUCAGCCCGGCAGCCCGACCAGUAGCCCAGAAAAAAAGAAACCUCGGCACAGAAAAAAGAUUGGCAUCCAUGGCCGAGGCUAAAAAGCUAAUCGAUGCAAAUUUCAUACGAGAAAUCAGAUUCACAACCUGGCUAGCCAACAUCGUAAUGGUAAAGAAACAUAACGGUAAAUGGCGUAUGUGCGUUGAUUUCACAGACUUAAAUAAAGCAUGUCCAAAAGACGCAUAUCCUCUACCUUCAAUUGAUACUUUAGUAGAUAACUCUUGCGGUUAUGGUACAUUAAGUUUUAUGGAUGCAUACUCCGGAUACAACCAGAUCUUUAUGCAUCCAUCAGAUCAAGAGAAAACUGCUUUUAUAACUGAAUAUGGUAACUAUUGCUAUAAUGUCAUGCCUUUUGGCCUAAAGAAUGCAGGAGCCACAUACCAACGGCUAAUGAACAAAGUCUUCGACCAACAGAUCGGCAGAAACCUAGAGGUCUACGUUGAUGACAUGGUGGCCAAGACAAAGAUCGGGGAGAGUCAUGUCGACGAUCUUACAGAGAUAUUCGGUCAGAUCCGAGUUUACAGAAUGAGAUUUAAUCCAGAAAAAUGUGCCUUUGGUGUCAAAGGUGGGAAAUUCCUCGGGUUUAUUCUGACCAACCGAGGAAUCGAGGCCAACCCAGAGAAAUGUCUGGCCAUUCUAGAUAUGAGCAGUCCCACAAACAUAAAGGAAGUGCAGAGAUUAACAGGACGACUAGUAGCAUUGUCUAGAUUCUUACCAUGUUUAGCAUCUAAAUCGGCGAGUUUUUUCCACUGCUUACGAAAAAACACAGCUUUUCACUGGGAUGAAAACUGUGAACUGGCAUUUCAAAAUUUCAAAAAAUUCCUUUCUAAACCACCUGUUUUACAAAAGCCCAAAGUCGGUGAACCCUUAUAUUUAUAUUUGUCUAUCACUGAUAUAUCCGUUAGUGCUGUCCUUGUUGCAGAAAACAAUAAGACUCAACAGCCAGUCUAUUUUGUGAGAAAAUCACUCCAGAACGCCGAGCUUCGAUACCCGAAGUUGGAGAAACUAGCUUACGCCCUUGUUUUUUCAACAAGAAGGCUUCGUCCUUAUUUUCAGAGUCACACGAUCAAUGUUAGGACGUCUCAACCAUUACGCCAAAUACUCGCCAGACCCGAGCUUGCCGGACGAUUGAUCAAAUGGUCCAUCGAACUCUCGGAGUUCGACAUCUGUUACCAACCUAGGACAUCUAUAAAGUCACAAUAUUUAGCUGAUUUUAUUGCCGAAUUUACAGGACCCACCCAGAACGAGGAUGGCGAAAAAUGGGUGUUAUUCGUUGAUGGAGCAUCAAACCCACAAGGAGCUGGUGCAGGAAUACUCUUGGAAAACCCCGAGGGAGUAAUAUUUGAACAUUCUCUCCGAUUUUCCUUCAAAGCCAGUAACAAUCAGGCCGAAUACGAAGCCCUCAUUGCAGGGCUCAGGUUAGCAAUCGAAUUGCAAGUCAAUAACUUACAUGUUUAUUGUGAUUCUUUGUUAGUGGUUCAACAAGUAAAUCAGCAUUUUCAAACAAAGGACCCUAUUCUACUAAAAUAUCUUGAAAUUGUUAAUAAACUGAUUACUCGUUUUUCGAAAGUUGAAAUUACCCACAUAGAAAGAGAUCAAAAUCGCAGGGCAGAUAUACUAUCUAAAUUAGCUACUAGUCAGUCACAUAACGCUUCACUUUUGCAGUCAACUUUACAGGAGCCGAGCAUAAAUAUGAUCGGCAACCUGCAACCCGAGGACUCUUGGCAGAGGCCAUACAUUCAAUAUCUGAAAAAUGCAACACUCCCACUAGAAAUAAAAGACAUUAAAAAGUUUAAACGACAAGCAUCAUUUUUUAUAUUGCUGAAUGACGAAUUAUACCGGCGAGGCUAUUCUCGACCAUUAUUAAAAUGCUUAGACAGGGCCGAGGCCGAAAUAGCCCUAGCCGAAGUUCAUGAGGGCAUCUGUGGAAUACACUCAGGCGCCAGAAGUUUAGCACGCAAAAUUCUCCGUGCAGGUUUUUACUGGCCGACCAUAUGGGAAGACAGCCAGAAAAAAGUUCGAACUUGUGAACAUUGCCAGAAGCACGCCCCAGUACUUAACAUUCCAGCCGAAGAAUUACAUCAGUCAACGGUAAGCUGGCCAUUUCAUAAAUGGGGAAUUGAUAUCCUCGGACCUUUCCCCACGGCACCCAGACAGGUAAAAUUUUUAGUCGUCGCAAUCGAUUACUUUUCCAAAUGGAUUGAAGCUCAAUCUCUAGCCAGAAUUACAUCGGUACAAAUGAUAUCAUUUGUGUGGCAACAUAUAAUCUGCAGAUUUGGUAUACCACAACACAUUGUGACUGACAAUGGUCGGCAGUUCAUAGACCAUAAUUUUCAAACCUUUUUGCAGAAUUUAAAAGUAAAACAGCAUUUUUCCUCAGUAGAACAUCCUCAAUCAAAUGGUUUAGCAGAAGCUGCCAACAAGGUCCUUCUCCAAUCUCUAAGGAAGAAACUCGACAAUGCUAAAGGCCUUUGGGCCGAACUUGUUCCAGAAAUCUUAUGGGGAUACAACACUUCGGUGCAUUCAACAACAAAGGAAACACCAUUUCGUUUGGUGUAUGGUUCUGAUGCAAUGAUUCCGGUUGAGAUAUCACAAAACUCCUUAAGAACACAACAUGAAGCCCAUGAUGAAGCCCGCCGAGCCGAGCUAGACUUAGUCGAAGAAAUCCGAGCAAUGGCAACAAUUCAGCAGAAAGCAUUACAGCAACGAAUAGCUCAACGUCACAACAAGACGAUCAAACCGAGGUCCUUUCGCCAAGACGAUUUGGUGUUACGAAAAACUGAAACAGCCCGCAAGCCACCUACCCACGGUAAGCUUGCCGCAACAUGGGACGGACCUUAUAGAGUACGUCAAGUGAUCGGUAGAGGCGCCUAUCAACUAGAGGAAUUAGACGGAACAACACUUCCUAACACAUGGAAUGUCACUUCAUUAAAGAAAUACUACAGCUAA